Cucumis melo (muskmelon) is the source of this 786-nucleotide messenger RNA. RefSeq names its product histone H2A.Z-specific chaperone chz1. The record is from RefSeq and is a predicted model, not a curated record. Lineage: Eukaryota; Viridiplantae; Streptophyta; Magnoliopsida; Cucurbitales; Cucurbitaceae. Bases 134 to 577 code for a protein of 147 amino acids. The transcript has a single exon.
AAGAAAAACUUUUUAGUUUUUGCUUUAUAUAACCUCUCCCCAUGCCACCCUCCAUUUGUUAAUAUUCUACUAAAUAAAUCAACAAACCCCCCCUUUUUCUUGUUUUCUUAUUCUUUUGUUUCAUUUGGUCAUUAUGCUCUCAACUAGUCCUCUCUUCUUCAACUUCUAUCCUCACCAUUUUGUUCAUAACCAAGGCAACCACAUUGAGGAUAUUUCCUCUUAUUUUCUCUUCGAGGCCACUGGGGACUCCGAGGCUGACUCCUCGGUCGACCUUGAGAGCUCGUCCUCCGCCUCCACGACGGAGUUCAACGACGCGGAAUCAUGCACCGAUGACACUCCUACUAUGUUAUGUAAUAAUGAAAAUGAAGAUGAUGAUGAUGAUGGAGAUGGAGAAGAGAUGGUUGAGAAUGAUGAUGAUGAUCAUGACAAUGAAGAAGAAGAAGAAGUAGUUGAAAGCAAGGCGAUUGGAUUUUCAAUAAAGUCAAAUGCUUCUAUUGAUUCAACUAAGGAUGAUUUCAAAAUGUUGAAUGAAGUUGAUAAAAACAGGUUGUUUUGGGAGACUUGUUUGGCUUCAUAGGGUUUUCUUUUAUUUCUUUUUUUCAUUUUUCCAAUAUCAUUUCUGAAAAAUUGGGAGGUUUGUGGUUUCUUUCUUUUAAUUUUUUUUUUUUUUUUUUUUUUAAAAAAAACACUUUUGUUGGUGGUGUUGUUUGAUGAUGCUUAAAAUGUACAUGAAAGCAAGAAAUGGAUUUUAAUGAUCCAUUCAAGACACUGUUUUUCUUUUCUUUU